CUUUUCUGAAAAUAACGGGACUUACAGCUCGUCUUGUCAAGAAACUGUAGGGAAAGCAGCAUUUGUGGUGCAUAAUCCACAUAUAAUUCAAAGUGAAUUUGUUUUCUUUCAGUAGUGGAGAUUGUCCAACCAUCAUUGUCUCAUGAGUUUCUACAGCAUCCACUAUGCUUUCUGUAACAACAACAGUAUAUUUAGUUGGAAAAAGCACUACUCUCAUUUUCUUCGUGGCAUAAGUUGUCCGAAAGACUGUUAUCUCGUUCAAAGUCCGAAAAAGCACUGUGCUUUGACUCUACUUGCUCAAAGUGACGAUGGAGCAGUGGGAGGUGAUGCCAGUAGAGGUUAUACAAGACGUCUCAGUGACGCUUUGAGAGAAAGAGAUAUAGAAGCAAAGAAAGAAAGGGAAGAGAAUGAAAGAAGAAAAGAAGAACAAGAGAGAGCCCGCAUGGAGAAGGAAAGGAAAAAGCAUUUGUUGAAAGAAAUACCAGACGAAACACAAGCAGGAACAGUGGACGAGUAUAUGUACAAGGAAGGAGUAUCUGAAGUUUUGGAUAGUCUUGACGUGGAUCUCAUCGGUUUACUCCCUGUGAAAAGAAGAGUUCGUGAAAUUGCUGCAUUGUUAGUGAUAGACAAACUUCGAGCAAAAAUUGGUUUGGAUACUGCCGUUCCUUCUCUUCACAUGUGUUUCACAGGAUCACCUGGAACUGGUAAAACAACAGUAGCUAUGAGAAUGGGACAGAUUUUGAAGAAGAUGGGAUAUUGUCGUCAAGGACACUUAGUAGUUGCAACUCGUGAUGACUUGGUUGGACAAUAUGUAGGACACACUGCACCAAAGACAAAGGAAGUUAUCAAAAAGGCAAUGGGUGGAGUGCUUCUAAUCGAUGAAGCUUAUUAUUUGUAUAAUGCUGCUAAUGAAAAGGAUUAUGGAGUCGAAUCCAUCGAAAUAUUAUUAAAUAUCAUGGAAAAUAACAAAGAUGAUUUAGUAGUCGUACUUGCAGGUUACGAGGAUAAGAUGAACAAGUUUUUCUCUUAUAUUCCUGGAAUGAAGUCUAGAAUUGGUAACCACAUUACUUUUCCUGACUAUGAAGUUGACGAAUUGGUAGAGAUUGCAAAGCUCAUGUGUAAGGGUCUCUUUUAUGAUAUUGAGCCGGAUGCAGAAGUUGUUCUUAAGGAAUAUCUUCGUAAACGAAUGGCGAUGCCGUAUUUCUCGAAUGCUCGAACAGUUAGAAAUGCCGUGGAUCGUGCUCGUAUGAGAGCUGCAGUUCGAAUAUUUAACGAGAAAAUAGCUUCUUCUUCAGAUGGUUUGGUUUCGAGACGUGAACUUCGAAUAUUAAAGCCAGAAGACUUUGUUAGUGCUAAGGAAUUGGAAGCAAGGGGAGAGACUGCCAUAGUUGAGUAAAAUAAAGGGAAACUAUUGUUAAGGUGUUGAUUAUUCU
Molecule: messenger RNA, 1433 nt
Organism: Galdieria sulphuraria
Lineage: Eukaryota; Rhodophyta; Bangiophyceae; Galdieriales; Galdieriaceae
Product: AAA-type ATPase family protein / ankyrin repeat family protein
Exons: 4
Coding region: 143-1396 (417 amino acids)
Molecular function (GO): ATP hydrolysis activity; ATP binding
Source: RefSeq, a predicted model, not a curated record